AUGCCUGAAACUAUUCCAACAGCUCCACCAGCUUAUGAAGACAUUGACAGCACCCUUCCAUCAGCUCCUCCCUACUCAUCUCAAUCAAUUUCAACCGGUCCUCCACCCGAUUUCUCGACAAAUGACGAUGAAAAUGUUUUGAAUUCGACUUCAACUGCUCCUCAUCUUCCAUCAUUUCCAAUAAUUCAUUCAUUCCGUGCUGAAAAUGAUAGUGAAACUCGACCACCGCCGUAUCAAUCCGUUGAGCUCUCCGUGACUCAAUUGGAUGAAACGGCAGAAGCUCGCCGAUUGGAACUCGAGAGAGAAACUGACGGAGUGAGAAGGCAAAGGGAACGGAGCUGUUUAGUGGUGAUUUCUGUAAACACUGUCAUUCGUGGCGUUGAUUCAGUGAUCGCCGUCUUGUCCAAAGGAUAUCAUGGCUUUGCACCUUUCUUCUACAUCGAAUUCGCCCUCUAUUCAAGCAUUUCAAUCCUACAUCCAUUGUGCUCGAUUUUCAUCUUUUUAAUCACGAUCUGGAAUCGGAAAACGAAAAGAGAAAACAUUUUCUAUCCAUUGCUCAUCAUUUGCUCAUUGCUUUGGGGUGGAUUUACGGUUAUUUAUGCACUGAAUGAUGCAGAUUCAUUCGACCCACCAAAUCUCACAAUCUCCUUGAUCUUUUUCGUUGCUCAUUUCGUCUACAUCGGUGUCUUGGUUCUUGUUGGUGUCUUGCUUCUUACGAGUAUAUUCAAGCUGUUCCUUCAAAACGAUUCGCAAAACAGGUCCUCAAUUCUCCUUACAGUACUCUUCGUUGCCUCAAGCAAUGCGAUUUGGAUUUACAGUGAUGUAACAUGUUUUGAACGUUUAUUGGAACACUUAAAAUAUGGGACUUUAUUGUUUUCCUAUCCUCAAAUGUCAUUUUAUUCGAAUACAACGAUGGAUUAUGAGAUUCAUUCAUCAAACAGCGCUCGACAAGCGCAAAUGAGCAGUCGAACGAUACUCCUAGUCCAUCAACUAUUCCCAGUGAUCUACUUUGCUAUUGCUAUCUGUGUCUUAUUGAAGCUGCACUACAAGCGGAGGAUACCAAAAGAAAAUAAGGUUUGCGAGUUG
Molecule: messenger RNA, 1086 nt
Organism: Mesorhabditis belari
Lineage: Eukaryota; Metazoa; Nematoda; Chromadorea; Rhabditida; Rhabditidae
Source: the annotation of a GenBank genome assembly